UCUAACCAGACCUCGACUCAAACCAGACCUCGUCAUGGUGUCAAUGGGACGACAAAUGCUGGGCUUUGCCCUGGGCAUCAUUGGCUUCCUGGGGACCAUCAUUGUGUGCGCCCUGCCCAUGUGGAAGGUCACAGCCUUCAUCGGAGCCAACAUUGUGACGGCGCAGGUCAUCUGGGAGGGCUUGUGGAUGAACUGCGUGACGCAGAGCACGGGCCAGAUGCAGUGCAAGAUCUACGACUCCCUGCUGGCUCUGCCCGAGGACCUCCAGGCGGCCAGGGCCCUUGUGGUCAUCUCCAUCAUCGUCGCUGCCUUUGGGGUUAUCUUGGGCAUUAUCGGAGGCAAGUGCACCAACUUCGUGGACAACGAGCACUCCAAGGCCAAAGUGGCCAUCACCGCUGGAAUUGUCUUCAUUUGCGCCGGCGUACUCAUCCUCGUCCCCGUCUGCUGGUCCGCCAACAACAUCAUCAGGGAUUUCUACAAUCCCCUCUUGACCAACGCCCAGAGGAGGGAGCUGGGAGCCGCGCUCUACAUCGGCUGGGGCACAGCCGGGCUUCUCAUCCUGGGUGGCGCCCUCCUCUGCAGCUCCUGCCCACGCAAAGACAGCCCAGAGUAUCCAGUCAAGUACGCCGGCGCCAGGUCUGCAGCCACCAGCCGAGAAUAUGUCUGAGAGGUCCGUUCUCCUGAGAAAGACAUCAGAAUCAGAAAUCAGAAUCAGAAACAUGUUUAUUGCCAAAGAAUGUUCAUAUUAAAAACACAAACAAACGAGGAACUUUUUUUGGCGGAAGGUGCAAGAAUCGCGCACCAAUACACG
Messenger RNA from Pseudoliparis swirei, 811 nucleotides. RefSeq names its product claudin e (gene cldne). Gene Ontology annotation, cellular component: plasma membrane; bicellular tight junction. Bases 35 to 667 code for a protein of 210 amino acids. Gene Ontology annotation, molecular function: structural molecule activity. The transcript has a single exon. The record is from RefSeq and is a predicted model, not a curated record. NCBI's taxonomy places the organism in Eukaryota, Metazoa, Chordata, Actinopteri, Perciformes, Liparidae. Gene Ontology annotation, biological process: cell adhesion; bicellular tight junction assembly.